GACCAAGAAGAAAACAAAGGUGCCACAAGUUGGCCUGAGUUCUACAUUGAUCAGCUUAACUCCAUGGCUGCUAGAAAAUCAUUGAUCGCUUUGGAAAAAGAAGAUGAAGAGGAACGAAACAAAACCAUAGAGAGCUUGAAGACAGCACUAAGGACCAAACCUAUGAGGUUUGUAACCCGAUUCAUUGACCUGGAUGGCUUGUCAUGCAUUCUGAACUUCCUGAAGAGCAUGGACUAUGAGACUGCGGAAUCUCGAAUCCAUACCUCUCUCAUUGGGUGCAUCAAAGCCCUGAUGAACAACUCUCUCGGGAGAGCCCAUGUCCUGGCCCACUCAGAGAGUAUUAAUGUAAUUGCUCAGAGUCUGAGCACUGAAAACAUUAAGACCAAGGUGGCGGUGCUGGAAAUCAUGGGCGCUGUGUGCCUGGUUCCUGGGGGUCACAAAAAGGUACUAGAGGCCAUGGUGCACUACCAAAAAUACGCCAGCGAACGGACUCGCUUUCAGACAUUAAUAAAUGAUUUGGAUAGAAGUACGGGACGAUACCGGGAUGAAGUGAGCCUCAAGACAGCCAUUAUGUCUUUUAUCAAUGCUGUUCUAAGCCAAGGGGCUGGAGUGGAAAGUCUAGACUUCAGACUCCACCUUAGAUAUGAAUUCCUCAUGCUUGGAAUUCAGCCUGUAAUUGACAAAUUAAGAGAACAUGAAAAUUCCACGUUAGAUAGGCAUUUAGACUUUUUUGAAAUGCUCCGAAAUGAAGAUGAGUUGGAGUUUGCCAAAAGGUUUGAACUGGUUCAUAUAGAUACAAAAAGUGCAACCCAGAUGUUUGAGCUCACAAGAAAGAGACUGACUCAUACAGAAGCCUACCCACAUUUUAUGUCUAUACUUCACCAUUGCCUCCAAAUGCCUUAUAAGAGAAACGGCAACACUGUCCAGUACUGGUUACUGCUGGAUCGUAUUAUACAACAAAUAGUUAUUCAGAAUGAUAAAGGGCAGGACCCUGACUCAACACCCCUGGAGAACUUUAAUAUCAAAAACGUUGUCCGGAUGUUGGUUAAUGAAAAUGAAGUGAAACAAUGGAAAGAACAAGCGGAAAAAAUGAGAAAAGAACAUCAUGAGCUACAGCAGAAAUUGGAAAAAAAAGAGCGAGAGUGUGAUGCCAAGACCCAGGAGAAGGAGGAGAUGAUGCAGACCUUGAAUAAGAUGAAGGAGAAGCUUGAAAAAGAACUCUCUGAGCAUAAACAAGUGAAACAGCAAGUGGCAGACCUCACAGCACAGAUCCAUGAGCUUAGUAGGAGAGCAAUAUGUGCUCCAGUCCCUGGAGGACCUCCUCUGCCACCCGGUGCCCCUGGGGGGCCCUUACCUACAGCCUCUCUAGGAUCUCUUUUCCCAGUUCCUCCUCCACCCCCUCCCCCNNUUGGAGGCCUGACUCCAGCUCCAGGGUCUUCUUUGGGCUCAGCACUCAAAAGGAAAAACAUCCCACAGCCCACACACGCGCUCAAGUCCUUCAACUGGUCCAAGUUGCCCGAGAAUAAGCUGGAAGGCACUGUGUGGACUGGCAUUGAUGAUGCCAAGGUAUUUAAGGUGUUGGAUCUUGAAGACCUUGAGAGAACAUUCUCUGCUUACCAAAGGCAACAGGACUUCUUUGUGAACAAUAACUCCAGACAGAAAGAAGACUCCCUUGAUGACACACUGAGUUCCAGGCAUAAAGUCAAGGAGCUUUCAGUAAUAGAUGGUCGGAGAGCUCAGAACUGCAAUAUUCUGCUCUCAAGACUUAAACUAUCAAAUGAUGAAAUUAAACGUGCAAUUUUAACAAUGGAUGAACAGGAGGACCUGCCAAAGGACAUGCUUGAACAGCUUUUAAAAUUUGUUCCUGAAAAAGCUGACAUUGAUCUUCUGGAAGAACACAAGCAUGAGUUGGAUCGCAUGGCCAAGGCUGACAGAUUCCUCUUUGAAAUGAGCAGGAUAAAUCAUUACCAGCAAAGGCUGCAGUCCUUGUAUUUUAAGAAGAAGUUUGCUGAAAGAGUUGCUGAAGUUAAACCAAAAGUUGAAGCAAUUCGAACUGCUUCCGUCCAAGUGUUCCAGAGCAAAAGCCUGAAGCAACUGCUCGAAGUGGUUUUGGCAUUUGGCAACUACAUGAACAAGGGCCAGAGAGGGAAUGCUUAUGGCUUUAAAAUUUCUAGCCUGAACAAGAUUGCAGAUACCAAAUCCAGCAUUGACAAGAACAUUACCUUGUUGCACUAUCUCAUCACAAUCAUAGAAAAAAAAUAUCCCAAAGUAUUCAGUCUACAUGAAGAAUUAAAAGAUGUCCCAGAAGCUGCCAAAGUAAAUAUGACUGAACUGGACAAGGAAAUUGGCAACUUGAGGAGUGGGCUCAGGGCUGUGGAGACCGAACUGGAAUACCAAAAAUCCCAGCCUUCCAGUCCAGAAGACAAGUUUGUUUCUGUUGUUAGCCAAUUCAUCACUCUGGCCAGCUUCAGCUUCUCUGACGUAGAAGAUCUUCUGGCAGAAGCCAAAGAACUGUUUAUCAAGGCAGUGAAGCAUUUUGGAGAAGAUUCUGGCAAAACACAGCCAGAUGAGUUCUUUGGAAUCUUUGAUCAGUUCCUUCAAGCUGUAAAUGAGGCUAAACAAGAGAAUGAAAACAUGAGGAAGAGAAAGGAAGAAGAAGAGCGACGGGCACGCAUGGAAGCUCAGCUCAAGGAGCAGCGAGAGAGGGAGCGCAAGGCUAGGAAAGCAAAAGAAAACAGCGAAGAAGGUGGGGAGUUUGAUGACCUGGUCUCUGCUUUAAGGUCUGGAGAAGUCUUUGACAAAGACCUUUCUAAACUGAAGCGCAAUCGCAAACGCAUCACAAAUCAAUUGGCAGAUGGCAGUCGUGAGAGACCCAUCACAAAACUCAACUUUUGAGCAUCACCUUCACUUUUUUAGUGUGUUAGGAAAAAAAACCCUGACCAAUAAUCUGGUAAAGCCCGGUCUUCUUUGCCUUCUGCCUUGGUGGUCACACAGUGGCAUCCUCUCUCUCCCAUCCUGCAUGUGUGCGUGAGUGGAUGUUAAUGGAAGCAUGUGUGUAUAUGUGUUGUAUAUACAAAUCUAUGUGGGUGGAUGGAGACCAAAAGGGUGUGUGUGUGUGUGUGCGUGUGUGCAUGUGGACACUUGUAAGCACGCACGAUCACUACUGCUUGAACGAAUGUUCCCUUUUCUAUCAAUUAUAGUGGCAUUCCACAAGUAGCUUCUCCAUUGUAAAAGCACAAACGUUGGAGAAGGAGACUGAUAAGAGGCAGAAACACCUAGGGGGAAAUGAGGGAGGCUGAACAGUAACAUUCACUUCAGCUUAUUGGGGUCCUUGAUGCUGAGAUUGAAGGGGAAGUAGGAAGAGAAUCAUGCAGGAUGACCUUUAAGUCACCUGAGAUCUUCUUGACUUGGAUGGACCGACCUUGACUGACUCAUCACUGCUGGGACUACAGUGACAAAAAGUCCAUUAGAAACUCCUCUUGUUCAGUUUGAACUGUAUUGCUGGGAAAAGUCUAUCUUCUGUUUCUGUUAUUACUUAAAAACUUGAACAUCCCUUGUGAUUCUUGUGCUGGCUCCCUUUAUUCCGUAAUCUCUUUUUUCAUUCUUUCCCAGCAUUUUUGGACUCCUGGGGGAGCUUUUCAUUACUGUAAUAAUGCACCUAUAGAAUUAAUUUGUUUUCUUAUUGAAGACCAACGGGGAAUUGGGGAGGGGGGUGCUCUCUCUUUUUUAAAACAAUGGAUCCAAGAGCCUAUGUGUUCAUUCUGUUUUGUUUUGAUUCCCUGUGCAACAAGACAAGCUAUAUUCUCUGUAAAUGUAGGUCAGAAUUUACUCUGGGCCAGUUCCGUUUUGUAACAGUUGUCUGAUCAGCAGUGAUUCCAGAAGAGCCUUGGGGGGCUGGGGCAUGCCUGCAGAAUGUGGGCACUAUCUGGAGUCCUCCCUACAUGCCCACUCAGGUCUUCAGAGCUGGGUUUUUAGUCGACCAGUGCCAGGAGCAGACCAAGUGAAUGUAGUGCCUCCUUUUUUUUACAGGUGAGCUGAGGACUGCGGCCAUAAAAAUAAAUGUGGCUAAGCAGUGAGUUUCAUAUCAUCUCCUGAUGAUCCUAUGGCCUCGGGUUGGUUGGCAGCACACGGAGGGCUUUGUUUGUAUGGCAAGCAUUUGUAGAACUCAUUUCAAAGUUUGCCCUUUGUCACAAAGGGAACAGCUUUGGUAAAAGGCUUUGCUAAGGCCCAGAGAUGAGGAGAGAGAUUUAGGGACCAAAUGUAUAAUGCAGAGCAGCAGGAAAUGCCCCUCCCCCCAAAUGAUAUUGCUAUUCAUGUUUUUCUCGCAGAAGUGUUAAGCAGAGCUACCUAUAAAGAUGUCAGUCCAAAAUCUAAAACAAAAACAAAAAACACCAGAUUGCUCAGGGAGUAAUUAAUAAUUUAAAAACAAUAGUAAUACAAAGAAAUUGGAAAAAUGUUUUUAAAAUUCCAAUUUUUUAUAGCGUGGCUUAAUCUUAAAUUAUAGAGAAUAUCGAAGACUGUUACUUUUUACUUUUUUUCUUUUUUAUUUAUUUGUGGGGUUUCUCUUACGUAGUUUUUUUUACCAUCCUCAUAUUGUUAUCUGAAAUUGAACAGGGAUUUUUUAAUUUUAUUUUAUUUUUAUUUUUUUGUCCUUCUUGCACUAGAUAGUUAAUGCUGUUUGAAACUUUUGGGGGGUGGGGAGGGACUAGUAAAAGAUGCUAACUGGUUGGGGAAUUGGAAUAGCACUUUUCCUCAUGUGAACUGUAAAGCAAAUGUGUGGUUUUGUAUAAAAACUAGUUUGUACAAAAUACAGUUCUUGUUGCAAGGAUUCCCAGAUCCUUUUGCAAUCUGAAAGCUGUGAAGAUCACACCACAGAGAGCUGUCAGAGAGAUCUGUUUGUGCGUGUGUGUGUGUAGGCACGUGCAUGCUUUUUUUUUUCUUUUUGAAGUGUCAUUUUUCUUAACUGCAGCCUUUUUCAGUAAACCAUACACAUGGAUGGCUCAUCAAAUACCUUGUAAAACAGUAGGAAUGAGAAUGCUGAUUAUCUGAGUUCUUGCAGAGAGCAGAUGAGCAAAAACAACACUUUGCUCCAAUAGAAAGCAACCAGGUUGGUCGUAACUAUUACUUAAACUAAAGUGCCUCUCUUUUAUAUGUAUAUAUUUUAUUUAUAGAUGGAAGAAAUUAGGUUGGAUAUGAUUUGAGGGCGUUGGUGCUGAGAAAGAGCUCAGAUGGAUUGCAUUAAAAUGAAAGGUGAAUAAAGAUAAAGCCAGCAUAUUUUGAAUAUGAAAAGAGCAGAAAGGUGCUGUAACGGGCAACAUUCAGUCUUGUCCUGAAGACCUGCCCUGCAAUCCAAUAGGCAUUUAAGAAUUCAGCAGCUUUCUAUGACUAUAGAAAGAGUCUGGUUGAAAAAUGAGUACCUUUAUUUCCAUCCCCCCCCCAACCCCCAGGAUAGAUUCACACUCCCAUCAGGAAGCCAUUUGCAUGCACCUGCCCUGUGUCCCAGCAGAGACUUCUCUGCUGACCCAGGGCAUCCUGCAGCUAUGCAUUGUGCAGAUUAACACUGCUAAGCAGUGCUUUGAUUUUCCAGCGGAGCCAUCCCGAAAUACGCUACAAGCUGGAAAAGUAUUUGGAUCAUUCUUUUGUCACUUUUUCAGCAGGGAUGUUUGUGUGCAUGUAUUAUAUAUCCACACAUUCCUUUUUGGAGGGUCUCCAUCACCUUACCUUGCUUAAUCAUCCUACGGUAAGUGAGAAGGGACCAGUCAGAAGAAGAAAGUGACAUUCAGUGCAAAUUAAAGUGGAAGCCCUUAAAGAGACUGAGCAAUUUCAGGUCUAGGGCUUGAAAACUCUGUAAUACUCACUGUUGAUCUGUUCAGAACAGCCAAAAGAAACACAAAGUUUUCAUUUGGAUUCAGAAUAAAUCUGGGUUCAUUAGUCAAGCACAUCACUUGUAGAAACUCCCCCUCCCCCCCCAAAAAAGUCCUCUGGCAUUUAGUGCAUCAAGCUGAAACAGCUUGAUCUUGACUGAUUUGUAUUGUGCUGUUCGCAGUGUUAAAAAGUGUUCAAGGGGAAGUUUGUUUCUGUUUUGCAGGAUGAUUAAUGGAUCUCCCUGGGUUUCUAGCAAUCUAUACUGCACAGAUUACAAACCAAAGGAAGCAGGGCACUGGUGAAAGCUAUUCCUUGUGCUUCCAAAUCAAAUUUGAUCUGCAACAAGCCUUAUUUUGGGGGCUGUGUUUGCAAUUCUUUGUGCUUGUGUGAGAGGGUUUUUUGUUCUUGUUUGUUUUCUUAAAUAAAUGUACAGGUUAAUCCCAUGUGCCAUUUGUUGCAAAUGACAUUUUUGACUGGUGCUGGUGGAAGUAACCACUCUAUUUUCAUUAUAAUUUUCCUCUUUGCAUUGCUCCUGGGUGUGUAAUUUAAAAAAAAAAUCAUGCCAAAAAAAGAGAGAGAGAAAAAAAGUGAUAGUUUGUAAACUGAAAUAUACUAUGUAGCUUAGGGGUAGCAAACCAUGUAGUGGUUCUUAGAUACAAGGAUGUUUUUAGCUAGCAACAUAUAAUGUGUAUGUUACAAGACUGUACAUUUUUUUAAAGAAAAAAACAGCAAUAUGCAAUAAAGAGUAUACAUAAAAAA
This is a messenger RNA of Python bivittatus (Burmese python), 6624 nucleotides long. Lineage: Eukaryota; Metazoa; Chordata; Lepidosauria; Squamata; Pythonidae. The record is from RefSeq and is a predicted model, not a curated record.